Salvelinus sp. IW2-2015 is the source of this 1009-nucleotide messenger RNA. RefSeq names its product phosphomevalonate kinase. Gene Ontology annotation, biological process: cholesterol biosynthetic process; isopentenyl diphosphate biosynthetic process, mevalonate pathway. The record is from RefSeq and is a predicted model, not a curated record. Lineage: Eukaryota; Metazoa; Chordata; Actinopteri; Salmoniformes; Salmonidae. Gene Ontology annotation, molecular function: phosphomevalonate kinase activity. Gene Ontology annotation, cellular component: cytoplasm.
ACUGUAGCUCAACCAACCAUAAUGCAYGUGGUACGGUUAAUGUGUAAACGAAGAGGCUAGCUCUUCUGUAUCAAAAUAAAACACAUAAAUUGGUUGCUGCAACGUUAUUUCGAUGGCAACAGUAGAACCCAAACUCAUCCUUUUAUUUAGUGGGAAACGCAAAUCUGGAAAAGAUUACGUGACGGAUUUGAUUCACAAAAGACUAGGUCCAGAUGUAUGCUGUAUCUUGCGUCUCUCGGGUCCUCUUAAACAGCAAUACGCACAGGACCAUGGAUUGGAUUUUGAGGAGCUGUUGGGAGCAGGUGAGUACAAGGAGAAGUACCGUGCUGACAUGAUCCAGUGGGGUGAGAAGCAGAGGGAGAAGGACCCAGGGUUCUUCUGUCGUGUGUCCAUCAAGGCAGCCCAGCAGCCUAUCUGGAUUGUGAGUGAUAUGCGGCGUCUGUCAGACCUGCAGUGGUUCUGGAGGGAGUAUCCUAGUCAGUCUCGCUGUGUUCGGGUGGAGGCCUCAGAAGAGACACGGCGGGAGAGGGGCUGGGAGUUCACAACAGGWAUAGAUGAUGCAGAGUCUGAAUGUGGGCUCGACCAAGGAGUGGAUUUUGAUUGGAUAAUCAAAAAUGAGGGCGAUGGAUCACAACUGGAGGAGCAGCUUGCUACUGGACUGCUCUCAAUAGCCAAAGAAAAGGUGAAAGAAGACUGAAUUGGAGGGGACAUUACACAGCUGUAGGAACUUGCUGAAAGCUCUUGUUGGAAAGUGUAGUUGGGUUUACAUUACACUAUUUUCUGUGAAAAUCCUUGAACAUCUUUGUUACACUGAGGAGCAACAGAAAGUGAGAAUAUGUAGUAUUUAUUUCUCCGUGUUCUGUACUAUCAACUAAGUAGCAGGGCAAGAAUACUUCAAUCUGAUCAAACACCCAAACAUGUACAGUGUGUAUAUUAGCACUGACCAAUAUGUGAAUUUACAUGGAUCACACACAGGUAACUGCCAAAAUAAAWCACUUGAGAAAAUAAA